Molecule: messenger RNA, 1619 nt
Organism: Aspergillus ibericus CBS 121593
Lineage: Eukaryota; Fungi; Ascomycota; Eurotiomycetes; Eurotiales; Aspergillaceae
Product: FAD-binding oxidoreductase
Exons: 2
Coding region: 16-1392 (458 amino acids)
Molecular function (GO): oxidoreductase activity; FAD binding
Source: RefSeq, a predicted model, not a curated record
CACGAAACACACAGAAUGCACAUCAUCUGGCGGGACUCGGCUGAACCGGCCGUCUACGAAGAGGCGCGUGUAGGUCGUGUCUUCAACCACCGUCGUCCACAAAGAUUCCCGUUGGCAGUCGUCAAAGCGACUAGCCAAAGCGACAUCAUUGCAGCCGUGAAACUAGCGGCGGAGAGGAGUUGUCGUGUCGCGGUUCGCUCCGGGGGCCAUUCGUGGGCGGCGUGGAGUGUACGCGAUGAAUCCAUCCUGAUUGACCUGGGGAACUACAAGCACCUGGAAGUGGAUGCCGAGAGUCGCAUUGCACGAGCCACCCCCAGUAUGACGGGAAAGGAGCUGAAUGGCACCUUGAUCAAGGAAUACGGCUUGAUGUUUCCUGGAGGUCAUUGCCCGGACGUCGGCCUGGGUGGCUUCUUACUACAAGGUGGAAUGGGAUGGAAUUGUCGGAACUGGGGCUGGGCCUGUGAAAGAGUCCAAGCAGUCGACGUGGUGACGGCCACGGGCGAGCUGCUGCACUGCAACGCGACUCAAAAUCGAGAGCUCUACUGGGCAGCCAGGGGAGCUGGCCCUGGCUUCCCCGGAGUGGUCUCACAGUACCACCUGGAGCUGAUCCCUUAUCCCAAGAACGGAUUCCGGUCGUCCGGCUACGUGUACCCCAUUCGCCUUUACCGCCAGGCCUUUAAUUGGCUUCUUUCCAUCACUCCUGGCUUUGACGAGGACACGGAAAUCGCCGCUGUAGCUUCCUAUCCAGAGGGUAUCGACGAACUCUGUCUGUUUAUUCUAUUCGUCACCAUGAAGUCCGCACCGGAAGAAGCUGAAAAGGCUCUGCGUCCAGCACAGGAGAGCAGACCGGCCGGAGCCAUCCAAGAAUGGUUCUGCCAGGUUGACAGUCUGGAAAACCAAUACUCCCAGCAAGCCAAGGCCAACCCCGAAGGUCACCGAUACUGCGCCGAGAACGCCUACAUCCGCAAUGAUGCAGACGUUCCCGCCGUGCUGGAGGAGGCCUUCACGACGCUGCCCCACAAAAAGGCAUUUGCCCUCUGGUACGCCAUGUACCCCUGCAGCCGUCGCAAACUUCCCGAUAUGGCGCUGAGCAUGCAGUCGGACCACUACUUCGCGCUGUAUACCGUCUGGGAGGACGAAAAGGACGAUGCCAGGUGCCAAUCGUGGGUGGCUAAUGUCAUGAAGAGAGUCCAACGACACGGAGUGGGUUCCUAUCUAGGAGAUGCGGACUUCCAAGUCCGGAAGACACGGUUCUGGGCGGAUCCCAAUGCCCGACGCUUAAUGGACAUCCGCCGAAAGUGGGAUCCCCAGGGGCGGAUCUGUGGCUAUCUAGACAAGGGGGACCAGUCCGGUACAAAGGGACUUGACAACGCACACGACUUGAAGCUGUGAGCAAUUCAUCGGGGGCUAGCUUGAAGUGUGUUCUUUAGGAUGGUGCGUCUGGCGGAUAAAUGUUCUGCAGGUGGAUGUCUUGGCCCCGUCUAGUAAUGGAGCUAUCUAGUCCUUAGUGCCAUGGCCCACUUGAGGCAAGGGAUGUGUUGUAGGGAGUACACGAUUCGGAGAAAUUUGUCUGUACCUAUACCCUUUGAAAUCGAGCAGUUAGUGUCAUCCUCCAAAAC